GCACAUUCCCCUCGCAUAUAUACAUCCCCUCCAUAAUGUCGACCAUGAAGCAGCAAUCCCUUCAAGAGUUGCAGACAGCUUCUCUCCUUGCCGUCCUCAACUUGAAUGAAGAGCCUGUUGCGUCUAGCUCGGGCGAGAAGAGCGCUCCGUCAGGACCGACAGUUUGGAAGGUCUUGGUACUCGAUGAUCAUAGCAAAGAUGUUCUUGCGACGGUACUGCGAGUACAGGAUCUUAGAGAGGUUGGAGUGACGUUGCAUGUUCAACUCCAUUCCCAAAGACCUGUCAUUGCUGACGUACCUGCGAUGUACCUUGUCGCUCCCACGCUCACCAACGUCCAAAGGAUAGCACAAGACCUCACCGACACAUUAUACGAAUCCUUUUAUAUAUCGUUUUUAUCCCCUCUCCCAAGAUCGACACUGGAGGAACUUGCUUCCCUCGUAGCACGAGACGGCACAUCAGAGCUCGUUCAACAGGUGUUGGACCAAUACCUCGACUUCAUUUGCCCAUCACCGUCGUUGUUCUCCCUUCUCCCCAUGACUCUUCCCUCCCAAGGAAAUCAGCUCUCGGCACCUGCACAGACCAACGGUGCAGGUGCACACGCCUCGGCUCCUUCAACCUACGCGCUCCUCAACUCCCCUGCAACAUCCGAGCAAACACUAGAGGCUCUCACAGACCACAUUGCCUCCGGUCUGUUCUCUGUGCUGGCGACUAUGGGUGUGGUACCGUAUAUUCGCUGUCCGAGGGGAAACGCUGCCGAGAUGGUAUCCAGGAAACUGGAGACGAAGAUACGGGAUAGUAUCGCCGGUGCUGGACUGGGUGGUAGGGGAGGAGUGUUCGGGAGAACAGACGUAGGGGUCAUGCAGAGACCUUUGAUGGUCAUCCUUGAUCGUAACGUCGAUCUCAUCUCUAUGCUUUCCCAUUCAUGGACGUACCAAUCCCUUGUUCACGACGUCCUCGAGAUGAACCUCAACCGCGUCACCGUUUCUACCCCGGAUCACGGCAAGAUGCAGAAGAAGUCGUACAAUUUUGAUCGGUCAGAUUUCUUCUGGGAGAAGAAUGCCGGAAACCCAUUCCCGCAGGUUGCGGAGGAUAUCGACAUAGAGCUGAAUCGAUACAAACAAGACGCUGCCGAGCUCACUCGAAUAACAGGGGUCUCUAAUAUGGACGAUGUGUCGCAAAUGGACCUUGCGAACAAUACAGCUCACCUGAAGGAGGCGGUAACACAGCUCCCGGAGCUGACUGCCCGCAAGGCAACAUUAGACACGCACAUGAACAUUGCCACUGCACUAUUGCAAGCUAUCAAGUCACGAGCAUUGGAUGAGUACUUCCAAGCGGAGGAAAAUGUGACACGACAGUCUAUGGGAGCCAUCUUGGAGAUGCUCAGAAUGCAAAAAGAAGGCGUUCAACCGACGAACGAGGACAAGCUCCGACUUGCUCUCAUCUUCUAUCUCAGCUCACGGGAAGAUGACAAAGUCGACCUGGGAGAACUGGAGAAGGAGCUCAAGAAACAAAGUUGCGAUAUUUCGGCUAUGGAGUAUGUCAAAAAAAUCCGCGAGAUCUCACGCAUGACCAACCUUGCCGCUGCCGCACCUGCCGCCCAACCGUCGAACACGACAAAUGAGCUGUUCCGAGGCUUUUCUUCUCUCUCAAAUCGCUUAACCGAUCGAUUGAAAGAGGGCGGGCUGGCCGGCGUGCCAGGGUUCGACAACCUCCUUUCAGGUGUCAAGAACUUCUUACCGGCGCGCAAAGACUUUGCUACAACACGCCUAGUCGAAGCGCUCAUGGAUCCCGCCACAGCGUCAACACAAGCGCUGCAGGAUACGGACGACUUCCUAUUCCUUGAUCCACGUGCGCGAGUCUCCGCCAUGGGUGCUGGAAGAGGCGGGAAACGAAUGGCAAGUCAGGAGGGUAUCGUAUUUGUCGUCGGUGGAGGGGGAUAUGUCGAGUUCGGUAACCUGAUGGAGUGGGCAGGGAGAAGCGGACGCAAGGUUACCUACGGGGCUACAGAGCUUGUAAGACCGGGCGACCUUGUCAAAGUGCUGGCGGAGCUUGGGUCUCAACAGCAUUAAUUACCACGCAUGUUCUCGGAGUCCAGGCUCACUCGCGAUUGACUGUUU
Dacryopinax primogenitus is the source of this 2117-nucleotide messenger RNA. RefSeq names its product SLY1 protein. Bases 36 to 2069 code for a protein of 677 amino acids. NCBI's taxonomy places the organism in Eukaryota, Fungi, Basidiomycota, Dacrymycetes, Dacrymycetales, Dacrymycetaceae. Gene Ontology annotation, cellular component: Golgi membrane; cytosol. Gene Ontology annotation, molecular function: syntaxin binding. The transcript has 6 exons. The record is from RefSeq and is a predicted model, not a curated record. Gene Ontology annotation, biological process: endoplasmic reticulum to Golgi vesicle-mediated transport; intracellular protein transport.